AUGCUUGCCAGUACGGGUUGUGCUGGCUUAGGUGUAUUUUCGGACCCACUUCGAUGCGUCAUUUUGAAAGUUCCAUCCACAACAUCAUCUACUAACUUCAUCCUAACAUCCGACCCCAUUGGGGUCGGGCCAUUUGUGUUUGCAUCCACAUUGCGUGUCUUCGAGAGUAAGUACGCGCGAAUGAUGUUGGGUUCCGUCCCCUCGAAAAGCAUGCGAAGUGCAUCGCAGCGUGUGUCUGGUGAAACCUUACCCAGUCGAGUAACCUCAUCCUCAGUCAGGGUGUCUUUGCAGGACUUGAGAAUGGUCCUGAUGGAUGCUGGAAGCUUCGCCAUGUGA
Messenger RNA from Phytomonas sp. EM1, 336 nucleotides. The record is from the annotation of a GenBank genome assembly. Lineage: Eukaryota; Euglenozoa; Kinetoplastea; Trypanosomatida; Trypanosomatidae.